Artibeus jamaicensis (Jamaican fruit-eating bat) is the source of this 4012-nucleotide messenger RNA. RefSeq names its product guanylate kinase 1 (gene GUK1). Gene Ontology annotation, molecular function: GMP kinase activity. NCBI's taxonomy places the organism in Eukaryota, Metazoa, Chordata, Mammalia, Chiroptera, Phyllostomidae. Bases 3299 to 3976 code for a protein of 225 amino acids. Gene Ontology annotation, cellular component: cytosol. The transcript has 7 exons. The record is from RefSeq and is a predicted model, not a curated record. Gene Ontology annotation, biological process: purine nucleotide metabolic process.
CCCUUUGUGGGCUGAGCCUCAGUCUCCCUAGCUCCCUGCUGACUCUGCAUGUGCUGAGCCUUAGUCUUCCUGGUUUUGUCUCCCCUGGUUCCUGUUGACUUUGCAUUUGUGGGUCCUGGUUUCCUCUCUGUGAGAGUGAGGCUAAUUCUCUGUAGGGCCUGUGCCCCUUUUGCUUCAUAGCUCACUUGCCAGGGACCCUUCCCCUCUUGUGCUUCCUGUGCCCUCUGCCCUCUGCCCUCUGCCCAUGGUGCAGAAUUAGGAUUUGGUAUAGGCCUGAAUCCAGGCCUUCUCCUGUAUGGAAAAAGAUCCAGACACACCAUGCAGCACCGAGAUUGGCCUGGGGUCCUGCGCAGUGUGGCUCUUGCCCAUGCUUUUGAGGGGCUAGCCUGCUCUCAUGGAAGGAAUAGUCCUUGCCCCAUUGUAAGGAGAAGUAAGAAGGAAAUGACUGGCUGCUUUGUGGCUGUCCCAGUUCAAGCCAGUUUCCCAAAGGCUAAGUGGGUUUUUCAAGACUUCUUGGCCAGGAUGUGUCACUAAGUUCUGCCCCACAGGGUCUGUUUGGGAGGGGUGGGACAUCACCUGCUGUCCUGAGCUUAAUUUCCCAUCUUGUGGCUUACAAGAUGGCUGGCAGGACUUGAGUUUUCCUCUCCAUGUUCUCAGAUCUUAGAAGUCACACCUUAUCUUGGGUGUCUUGUGGAGGAGUGGGAGGGAGAUGGGAUGGUGCAGGAUGAAAGUUUUGCAGAGCAUCCUUCUCAUGCUCUGCAAAAAGGCUGCCUGGCUGCAUUGGGUGCUAUUUGGGCAGGGUUCCAGCGGAGAGCAUUCUGGAAUGCAUGAGCUUGCAUCCCAAGUUUUUAUUGCAGUACUGUGAGCUUUCCCAUUUCUCCCCGGGCUGCUAAGGUUCAGGAUUGUGAGAUAGUCAAGGAGUGGAGAACACAGAAUGCCCUCAGUUGGUCCUGCAGGCACUAGGGCCAAAGUCAGUCUCCGAGUACUUGAUUGUUGAGGCCUCGAGGCCAAAGUGCCAUCCCACUCCAGGUGUGCUGUGAAAGGUGGCUUCAGUGAGUGCUCUGUUGUGUGGUGACUGGACAGAGCCCUGUCUCCCACAACUCCCUAGGCACUUCUGUAGGGCCAGUCCAUUCCUAUGUGGCCCUUGUGCUCUGGGAGCCAGCCUCCAGGCAGGACUCAGCUCUGUGGGCAGCACAGGGUAAGACUUGGCACACAUACCCUUAAGCCAGGCUGAGCAGGCUGGACCUCUCUGUCAUGCGUGUGCAGAGUGGGGCAGGUGAUGGUUGCACUUGGGGGCCUGGAGCUUGAGUUUGAUGUUGGGGGAGGCUCAUCAUGAGGACACCCUGUGUGGAGGGGCUGGGGGGCAAUGAUUCAUAGUCUGGCAGGGAGUGAGCUUUACAGCUGCUAGCUAAUCCUGUGCAGGUGCACCCCCUGUUCACCACUGGCCCGGUGCAGGCAGGUAGUGGGCCUGGGGGGGGAAGCUCCCCCUGGGCUGGGGAUGUGGCUUGGUGGGACAGGCUCCCCUGCCCCAAUCCCAGCACAGUGUGGAGGGCCCAGGAUAGAAACCAGCAUUUGGAUGUAAGGUGACAAGCAGGAUCUGUGCCACAUGCCCUGUGAGGGUGUCAGCUCUUGGACUUGGUGUGUGGUGUUUGGUCCUGACUAAAGACUAAUCUCUACAGGGUGACCUACUCCAGGUGUCAGAGCUCAGGGCCAGGAGGUGUGGCCUGAUGGGAAGGCAUGUUGGAGAAGGAGCACUGGGUCCUGCUGGGCAGGUUACAGUUGGAGGUUGGGGAUGCCCACUUAUGGCAGGUGCAUGACAGACAGCAGAACAUCCCUGAGGGGCUUCUGUGCAAGCAGGCAGAUGAGCCACUCUCGCUUCUCAGCACCUCCAGCACCUUGGAGCGCACCUCCUAAUAUCCCUGGCAAGCCAGUAGCAGAGCCUUUGGGUCCUCCCCUCCCUGGAGGUGGAUACCCCAAGAUGGGUGCUGGGCCUGAGUACCCUCUGGGUUGAGGGUUUGCCACCAUGAUCAAGGAUUGGGCAGGCCUUCUGGGCCAUCGGUGUGGCCAUCAUACUUUGUGUCUUCUUAGGGCUGCUCCUGCUGUGGAAGAACUCACGUGCCUGUGGUUCCUAACACUCCAUCAGGUCCAGGAGAAAGAGGCCAGUGCGUGGCCACAGCUGCCCAGCCGGAGAGGCAGAGACUCAGUACUGACCAGAGGCUAGGCAGUGGCGGGACUGGACCCUAGCCUCCUCAGCCUCUCUUGGGACCUGGUGGCCCCCAGCCUCUCCUCUGCCCUGAUGGGUCCCUCCCUCUGCUGCCUUUCCCGGUCACUUAGUGCCUAGGAAAUGAGGACACACCCAGAGGAGUAGGCUGGACUGCCUCUGCGACAUUCUUUCUGCAGAGGAUGGGGCUUUGUGAAGGGUGCCAAUGAGGGAGAGGCAGGACCUCUUGUGUCCAGGCGUCUGGGGAGGGAUGGAGUUGCGCUCUGCUAGUGGGCAGUUGCCUUGGGCUUUCAGCCAUGUGUAUGUGUGUGCAUGUGUAUAUAGAAUGUGGGUGUAUAUGUGGCACAUGUAUUUGGGUGGGAAAGCUGGGAUGCCAGAGAGGAGUUGAGAGUCCACUGGGAUGACCUCUACAUAGAAACAAGGCAUUUUUGUAUGGAAACUCACGGAAGUCCCAGGAGCUAAGAGCUGGUCACUCAGAGAUGACAUUUGAGUGUUGAUGGGUUCCUGUGGGUCCCUCCUCCUUUGUGUUUCCCAGCUUCUUCUAUAGGGAGCACGUGGGUGGUGUGAUAGGCCCAGAAUAGCAGUGCUUUAGUGAGAUUACCCAGUUAGCCUACAUUGGGGAUUAGGAAAGCAGUGUCCGCUAGGGGCCCUGUUGGAGAUAGGCAGCAGGGCGUCCCUGAACCAAGCAGCCUGUCCCUCCUGGUCCUCAUUGCCAGUGUGCUGGCCACUGAACUGCACCUUGAGGGCCUCCACACCUUACCAAGGGGUCCCCAGAUGGCGGACAGAGCCAGGCUUGCAUAGGGAGCUGCUCGAACUCCCCCCACCCAUCGGGGGUUUCCCUCGGAGGCCUGCACCUGGACCUGACCUUCCUGCCAUCAGGAAGGUGGCUGGGCACACAGGCUGCUUCUGAGGGGCCAGGGACAGCCCUCUCUUCCCCAAGGCCCCACGUGGGCAGGACCGACUGCCCUGGGAGGAGCUUAGUGCUUAGAGGCCUGAGCAGGCUGGGAUUACGGCUGCCUCCCAGCUCAUCCUGAAUAGCCCCAGCUGACUAAGGCGGCUGAACCCCACCCAGGAGGGAUGUCAGGACCGAGGCCCGUUGUCCUGAGUGGACCUUCUGGAGCUGGGAAGAGCACCCUGCUCAAGAGACUUCUGCAAGAGCAUGGCAGCGUCUUCGGGUUCAGCGUGUCCCAUACCACGAGGAACCCGAGGCCUGGAGAAGAGAAUGGCAAAGAUUACUACUUUGUGUCCAGGGAGGUGAUGCAGCGGGACAUUGCCGCCGGGGACUUCAUUGAGCAUGCUGAGUUUUCGGGGAACCUUUAUGGGACUAGCAAAGCUGCUGUGCGAGUGGUACAGGCCAUGAACCGAAUCUGUGUGCUGGAUGUGGACCUCCAGGGUGUUCGGAACAUAAAGAAGACGGACCUGAAGCCCAUCUACAUCUUUGUGCAGCCACCCUCACUGGAAGUCCUGGAGCAGAGGUUGCGGCAACGGAACACGGAGACAGAAGAGAGCCUGGCCAAGCGGCUGGCUGCUGCCCGGGCAGACAUGGAAAGCAGAAAUCAAGAAGGCCCAAGGGACUGGCUGCUCUUGAGGAUGACAACAGCUAUGUCCUCCCUGGACAGGACCCUGCACGCACUCUGGUGGCCAGGGUGUCCCUGGCAAGAUGACUCAGCCUGCCUCUCUCGCCUUGCUCCCCAUGCCUGUUUCUGGAUACCCCUGAUCAGUCCCACUCUCCUGGGAGUUGGGCUGGUGUCCUAAUAAAGAGCUGCUAGUGAGGGUGGCCUUGAGCCCGUG